Messenger RNA from Trypanosoma grayi, 561 nucleotides. RefSeq names its product phosphoglycerate mutase protein. Gene Ontology annotation, molecular function: phosphatase activity. Gene Ontology annotation, cellular component: cytoplasm; cytosol. The transcript has a single exon. Lineage: Eukaryota; Euglenozoa; Kinetoplastea; Trypanosomatida; Trypanosomatidae. Bases 1 to 561 code for a protein of 186 amino acids. The record is from RefSeq and is a predicted model, not a curated record.
AUGGCAGCUGUCGUGCACCUCUGCAGGCACGGCCAGGACGAAGACAACCGUGAUGGACUUCUCAACGGCCGCCGGGACCUCCCGCUGACGCAGUUGGGACGGCAGCAGGCGGCGGCUGUGGUACAGCGGCUGCAGCAGAGUGGCAUUGCAUACGACGUCAUUCUCGCCUCGCCGCUGCGGCGGGCAGACGAGACUGCACGCAUCAUUGGUGCUGCGCUCGGCGUUGCUGUCACGAAUGACAAUGAUCUUCUCGAGCGCGACUUUGGGGUGCUGGCGGGGAAGCCUAUCACGGAGAUCGCAACAUAUGCCGGCGACAAUGUUCUUCAGGGCGACAAGGUGCUCUACUUCCUCUCUGUAGAGGGGGCGGAGACAUUUGACGACUGCUACGCCCGUGCUGCCCGUUUGUUGCAGCGUAUAGAUGCAGAGUUCACUGGGAAGCGCGUGCUGCUUGUGUGCCAUGGUGACAUCGGAAAGAUGCUGCAGGCGGUGCGGCGUAAGAUCACGUGGCGGGAAGCUCUCAUGCUGCCGUACUUCGCCAACACGGAGGUGCUGGAACUCUGA